AAAUUGUUUAUGUUGUUUAUUUUUUACUUUUUUAUCCAGAUAAAAAAGAAAGAUGAAUCCACAUCUGCCACCAAGCAACACCUCAAAUGAAUCCCCCACUUAUGGCGGUGGCGGCUGUUUGGAGGCAUCUAGCAAAACAAAAAAGCGUUCUCAAAGCUUAAUACAAAAAUCUCCAGUGUAUUUGCCCGGAAGUCUAGGUAAUCGAGAUGUAAUGCGCAGGCUGACCGGACUCCUGCGACCCGUAAUGACUGCGGCUAACUGCAGCGAACCUAGUCCAUUGGAUCCCACGCGUAUACGUCGUCAGCAAGUUCGUUCCUAUGUACGCAUGCGUCCACUAUCCACGUCCACAUCCGGACCGACAACUGAGAGCCUGUCAGACCUGGAGAAGAGUCGCAAAUGGAUAAAGGUCAACGGUUCAAGUGUGGUGCAAGUGACACCACCGUCGGCCGCCAUUACCAGUUUGAGUGGACAGCCCCGUCUGCCAUCGCGAGACAUUGAAUUCCAGUUCCGACAUGUGCUCACCGAAGAUAUGACCCAGUCGGAGGUAUUUCGAAUGGUGAGCGGACCUGCCAUAGAUCAACUUUUGCACGGCGGCUGCGGACUAAUCCUGUGCACGGGUGCAGCCGCCUCGGGCAAAACCUACACGAUGAUCGGCAACGACAAGGACGAAUCCGAAUGGGGCCUGCUUAAACGCACCUUUGAGGCUAUCUUCAAUUGUGUGGACAAGGAUUUAGCUGAGUGCAAUCUAAUUCAACCCGGCGCCGCCAACACCUUCAUAAUGAUGGCUCAGAUUGGCGUCUUUGGCAAGGUCAGCGCAGAGCCAUCCUCGGAAUCCCCGAUGCCAAGGAAAUUGGAGUCGGGAUUUUGUAAAUUUCAUUCGCUUGGCAUUUGGCAAAUGCGCAGUGGUAAGCACAUAGUCUCACAAAAACGUCGUUAUGCCUGUUUCAUCAGCAUGCUGGAGGUCUUUGGAACGAUGGUGCACGAUCUGCUCGAUGACAAUAUUGGAGAGCGUUCCCCGCCGCUCUUCAUACUUGAGGAUGAGAUGGGCCGUGCCUAUGCCAGCGAAGCCAACAGACUCGAGAUUCGUAAUGCUUCGCAGGCCAUGCAGAUUCUGCACACAGGACUGAAGCGACGCGAAUCCCUUGGUGGCAAAAGUCACUUAAUUGUCAAUAUCCAUUUAGCUCAUGUCAAUUACAAUCGGCAAUUGUCCUCCUAUGAGCUAGUAGGGGGCCAAGAUAAAAUCCAAUGGGGUCAAUUGACUUUGGUAGAUAUGCUGUCGCCACGCAGCGGCGAUAUUGAUGCCCGCGAAUAUGACAAUGUCACACAAAUGAUUCUAUCGUUGGGCUCCUGUCUGGCCACGCUACGAACCAAUCAACAGGCCAUUCUUAAGGGGAAAGCCUUGAAGCGUUCGCCCAGUUGCCGGGAUGCUCGACUCUCUCAAUUGCUCAAGCACUACUUUGACGUAGCCCAACCGGCCACGGUGGUCUGCAUAUCAAGUAUAACACAGCAAGUUGAGGAUAUACAUGAGAAUAUGCGUGCCCUGAAAUUGGCGGAUAAUAUACGUGAGAUUAUACGUCCGAGGGUAGCUGAAUCCACCUUGCCACCGGCCGCAACCGAAGACACCCAAUUGCCAACGUCUCCGCCGAUCACCGCUCCGUCUAAAGGAAAAGUCUCAUUUCCAACGACGAUAGCUGCAAACAGACCAGAGAAACCGCUGCCAUUUAUGUCCCAUGCAGGUCCGGGGCGUUUCAUAACCAAAUCAUUUAUGCUCGACUAUGAUGCUAUUGUCGGCACUCCGCCUUUGCAAAUGCCCAGCUUUGACCAGCUCUCCGAUUUGUGUGAUCUCCUGGGCUCACUCAUGCGACGUCGCUCCGAUCUCAUAUGCCAUACAGAGUCCAAGUGGUCGGAGAUGGAGAUGUCGCGCAUCUUGACCCUCGCCUCAAGCAAUGCUUUUCGCGAUCAAUUGCGUGAGAUUGCUAUGGCCCAGAAAUCAGCCAUUGAGAUUCUAAAGGAAUGCAUUCAAGAAACAGAUUAUUGCAUUACGGAGUUCAAGCGCAUCUUUGAGACAUCACGCUAUCAAGAGUUCUGCACGGCUCUACUUAUGCCCGUUGAGAAGCGCAGCCAAUUGGUGGAGAAUCUCCUGAUGGCCCACAAUGAGCAAAUGGAACACUAUGCCGCCAUGAUGACAUCGAAAACGAAAAAUUCAAAGGACUUUAACAACAAAAUGAACUGCAACCAUCGGCCGCAGGCGGGUAGCUCCGCUCUAGCACGUCCCAAAUGGCGGCAGCGUGCCAUCUCCGCUGGCGAUCCCAAGGGACGAACCCCCGAUGAGGCGGCUAAGGCUAAGCUCCUGGAACAGCGCAGCAUUCGCAGCUCGGCCACUCUGAUGCGCAUGGGCGUUUGGCGGUACUAAGAGUUUUUUUAAACUUUUAGGAAUAAAGAUCACAUCAGUUGACAUUUAUAUAUAUAUAUGUAAUAUGCAUUUUACUUAAAUUAAAGUAAUUUCAAGUUUCAGUCCAUUUA
Drosophila willistoni is the source of this 2523-nucleotide messenger RNA. Its product is annotated as kinesin-like protein KIF20A. Gene Ontology annotation, biological process: microtubule-based movement. Gene Ontology annotation, cellular component: nucleus; microtubule; kinesin complex. The record is from RefSeq and is a predicted model, not a curated record. Gene Ontology annotation, molecular function: ATP hydrolysis activity; microtubule motor activity; ATP binding. NCBI's taxonomy places the organism in Eukaryota, Metazoa, Arthropoda, Insecta, Diptera, Drosophilidae. The coding region runs from base 53 to 2413 and encodes 786 amino acids. The transcript has 2 exons.